AUGUCUCCCGAGGUCCAAGACAGGGACCUCGCGGGUCGAAAGCGAUCCCAUGGCGAUUUCCUCAACCAAGAUUCAUGCGGGGCACCCUCGUUUCGGGACUCGGAGCAUACUCAGACGGGAGAUUCGUUGAGCGACAAAGAGAACGAUAACCGACACCCUUCAGCUGGUGCGGCGGCUUCGUCUCAGGCAAAAUCCACAUCAAGCUUGAGCGAGCCAGCGAGUAGCCCACAAAACGCCCCGUCCCCAUCUCCCCGGUCAACGCCAGCUCCUUCGUCAACAACAACGGCACCAACCCAACUUGGCUCGGCACCAGCCAAAGUCACGCCGCAAAAAUCGACUAACGGUGAACCGCCGAAGAAGAAGAGACUUACCGGCGAAGAGAAGGCUGCGAGAGAUGCGGCGGAGAAGCAGAAGAAGGAUGAGGAGCGGGAGAAAAAGAAGCGCGAGAAGGAGGAAGCUGAGAAAUUGAAGGCGCAACAGAAGGCCGCGGAGAAAGCGGCGAAGGCAGCAGAGAAGGAGGAGGCUGAGAAACAGAAGGCUGCGGAAAAGGCCGCCAAAGCAGCAGAAAAAGCGGAGAAGGAGAACGAGAAGAAGCAGCGCGCCGAGGAGAAGGAAAAGAAAAAGAAAGAAAAGGAGGAGGAGGAGGCCAAGAAAGCACGCAGCCAGAUGAAGUUGACCAACAUGUUCAACCGCACCGCAGCCGCCCCUAAGAAGGAGCUUGCAGCACUUCAACUGAGCGACGCUCAGCCAGUCGGUGCCACGGCGAGCAGCGAGGUAAAGGAGACAUCACUGUACGACCAGAUGUUCAAACCAUUCUUUGUGAAGGAGCAUGUCCGGCUAGCGAGGACCGCGGUCCAGAUGGACGAGGAGACAAAGGAGGCCAAAACGAGGAUUUUGGACAAGUAUCUCUCAGGCGAGUGUCAACAUUCGGCGACUACCUUUGAGCCCCUUGAAGCACUCCAGAUACCCUACAAAACUCGCCGCGGGAGGGUGUACCCGAGUGUUAAGAAAAUCAUGGCAGAGUUUGAGGGUCUUUCGUCAGACAAUCUCACCGGUCCCACGACAGAGUCACAGAAGGCUCAGAUGAAGCAUACGUUGGAGACCUUGAAGUCAGUACCGAUAAAGUCGAUCAAAUUCAGGGAAGAUGUUCGACCGCCCUACAUCGGCACGAUCAGCGGCCCGCCCCCUGGGAUGAAGGACUUCCGCCGACUAGCACGAAAGCCAGCCGCCGAGGUUCUUGACCUGAGAUACGAAGAUGAUUCGGAGGCAGAGUGGCAAUAUGACGAUGGCGAGGACGUGGAUGAUUUGGACGAUGAGGAAGAGGAAGUCGACGGAGACGAGGACAUGGACGACUUCCUGGACGAUUCCGAGGAUGUUGGCCCCGCGCGGAUGAUCUUUACUGGGGCUGGUGGUAUCGAGCCCGAGAGCGUUGGUCCGUCAUGGGAGAGUCAAACUGGAAGCAACGCGGAACCGAAGCUACAUCAAUUCCGGCUAGAAUUUGUUCUAGAACCACUGGAACAACACCACAGCAUCGACCCCUUCUCGACCGGGUACUGGGAGACGCCGAAGACGAAACCGAGCGCAGGUAACGAACCAUCAGCCGUAUCCGCAUCCACACCCGCAUCCAUAUCCGCAUCCAUAUCCGCAUCCAUAUCCGCAUCCACUACGAAUGUUUCCGCGAGUUUAAGUUCCGGUCAAGAUGGACGUGCUAACCCAAUGGCGCCACCCCCCGCCCCGGCAGACGCAUUCCAGGCUCUCAGCAACCCCAACGCAACAGGGGCAAAGAAGUCACAGCAACCGCUGCCGCUGGAUAUGCAGCAGAAACUAAAGGACCUUGUGCGCUCUAUGCCGACGCUCAGCAAAGUCGGCGUGAUCGAGCUGUUUGCGGCCAGUAACCCGGGAUGCCCAAGGAACCAGAUCAAGACGUCAUUCGAGGCCCUGUUUGAGAAAUCAGGGAAGGUGUUCAAGGUCAAAGGAGAGUAG
This is a messenger RNA of Dichotomopilus funicola, 1983 nucleotides long. Its product is annotated as chromatin assembly factor 1 subunit A-domain-containing protein. The transcript is spliced from 3 exons. The record is from RefSeq and is a predicted model, not a curated record. Gene Ontology annotation, cellular component: CAF-1 complex; nucleus. NCBI's taxonomy places the organism in Eukaryota, Fungi, Ascomycota, Sordariomycetes, Sordariales, Chaetomiaceae. Gene Ontology annotation, biological process: nucleosome assembly. Bases 1 to 1983 code for a protein of 660 amino acids.